CCUCCUCCUCGUGCCCCCGCGAGUGCGGCUUCCUCCUUUUUUUUUUUUAAGCUCCACGGCGACGAAACCUGGCGCUGCAUCGGAGGCGAGGCGAGGCCGUCGGGACUCCUGGGAGGGCAUCAGGUGGAAACCAUUAACAAUAGUCAGUCUUGGACUCUGCAUUCUGCGUCACCAAGAAACACAAAUUAACUACGUGAAGGCGUCAUCCAAGACAAACAACCAGAUUUUGGUGUCUAGAACAACGAUGGCAGCAGAACACAAAAAUGACAUUGUCCCCAAUCUCCAGGCGGAAGUUACGCCAGAGGAAGGAGCAAAGAUAGGAGUGCAGGACCCAGAAGAAUCUGAAGCAGAGAGGGUUGUGGCCAGAGGCCUUCCAGUUAUCCACUUUGGAGGUCCAAAAGAGCCGUGGGAAGGAGUUGCACCAGAAGAUUUUGAACCAGAACUGGGGGGCGAGCCAGGGGAUGGUUCUGAAGGAGAGGCAGAAACUUUCUUGAAGGCUGAACAGUCUCCUUCUUCUGACCAGGAAGAGGAACAGCUUCCUAUAUCAGGAUCCAGGCAUGAUACUCAGGCUGAUUCCUCUCCAUUUGAGGGAGCCUCCAAUGCAGAACUGGAACCUGGAAACCAAGAUGGGGGAGCCGGAAUUGUGUCUGGCAUCGAUAGAGAAACCCACCACUCUGUCGGCAGCCUUGUAACCAAAGACGAGCCGGAGUUCAUGGAAGUGGUGGAAGAGGAUGCUCCAGACGUGGGUGGGGCCACUUUGGAUAUUGAGCGCCAGUGCUUCCGACAGUUCUGCUACCAGGAUGCGGAAGGUCCCCGAGAGGUUUGUGGGAUGCUCUGGAAACUUUGCCGGCGGUGGCUGCAGCCAGAGAAGAAAUCCAAAGACCAGAUCCUGGAGCUGGUGAUUCUGGAGCAGUUCUUAACCAUCCUGCCGGAGGACAUGCAGAACUGGGUGAAAGGGGGCCGUCCGGAGAAUUGCUUCCAAGCGGUCAGCCUGGCAGAGGAUUUUUUGGUGCGGCAGCAAAGGAAAGCACCACGGGGGCGACCGGCUCUGUGGCCCUUCAGAGAGACGUCUGCUGAUUCGACCAAGAUGGCUCCCUCGGACUCCAGCGCGUGGCCGCUCUUCAGAGAGAACAAGGAGGAGGACAGUGUUGAGAUCCCUGCUCUGGCUGACGAAGAGAGGCCCUUUUGGAAGGAGAAGAAUCUGUCUGUGAAAACAAAGGGAGUCGACUGGAUCCUGCCAGUUAAAAUAGAACAGACCCUUUCCCAAAAUCCUGAUAAAGGAGGAUCGUCUGAGAAGGAGCAGAAAACUAACACCAUUAAUGAAGAAAUUGAAACCGUUCAUUUUCAUCCAGCCUCCGUGGAGAAUCCGUACACGUGCUGGGAUUGUGGGGAGAGCUUCACAGGGAUAGACGUCCUGGUGGCUCAUCAGAGUACCCACACUGGAGUGAAGCCCUUCAACUGCCCAGAAUGUGGGCAGAGCUUCACCCAGCGAUCCCUUCUGACUGCCCACGAAAAGACCCACAUCCAAGAGAAGCCCUUUUCUUGCCCCGAGUGUGGGCAGAGCUUUAGCAAGCGAGCCGGGCUUGUGUCUCACCAGAAGAUCCACACAGGAGAGAAGCCCCAUCAUUGCACAGAAUGUACACAGAGCUUCCUUCACCGGUAUGACCUCAUUCGACACUUGAGAAUCCACACGGGUGAGAAACCACACGAGUGUCCUGAUUGUGGGAAAGGCUUCCGGAGCAUGUCAGCUUUCCACGUGCACAGGCGGAUCCACACCGAAGAGAAGCCUUACCCGUGCUCAGCCUGUGGCAAGACCUUCCGCCAUCGCACGAAUCUCAUUGUGCACGAACGUAUCCACACAGGCGAGAAGCCGUAUAAGUGCGAAGACUGCAGCAAGAGUUUUGGUGACGCCUCAUCUCUUAGGAAACACCGAAGGUCCCACACGGGAGAGAAGCCGUACAUCUGUCCUGAGUGUGGGAAAAGAUUUUCUCAGAAUGCUGGCCUGGUCCAGCAUGAGAAGAUCCAUACAGGGGAGAAGCCCUUUCAGUGCGCCCUCUGUCCCAAAAGCUUCCGGGAUAAAUCGGCUAUUGUCGCACACCAGAGAACCCAUACAAAGGAGACGCCGUAUCGUUGCCCAGUGUGUGACAAAUGCUUUGGCCAUCGCUCGAAUCUCAUUAAACACGAACGAAUCCACUCUGCACCGAAAAAGUUUAAAUGUUCCUGUGUCCUACCCACUAGAGGCAACCUGGGUCUAAAAAUUAAAAUGGCGGCAGAGAAGGUCACUUCGUGUUUUGCUCUUGAGUCAGUGAAGCUAGAGAAGCAGCACCUGGUAGAGCCUGACUCUGGGAAACGUGCGGGGAAAAUGCCCAUCGCCACCAUGCCUGGGCCUAUAGAGGAAUUCCAGGAAGGAUUCGCCCCUGCCCAGGUGAAGCAGGAAGAUGAGGGAGGGCUGCAAGGAUGCUGGGAAGCCCCGUGGGAAGCAUCUCAGGCCAGUAGGUCUCCGGAGGAAGCAUCGGACUGCAGCCCUCAGCGUAGAGAGCAGCAAGUGGAGCCCAUCCAUCCCAGCGUCCUCCUGGAAAUCCCAACAAGCCCGUUGGCCAAAGACAAGGGCCACAGCAGGGCAGUCAAAGAGGAGGAUCUGGAUGCAGAGUCCCUGCGCAGGCGCUUCCGGCGGUUCCGUUAUCAGGACGCUGAGAGUCCCCGAGAUGUUUACAGCCAACUCCAAGAGCUUUGCCACCAGUGGCUGGAGCCGGAGAAACGUACGAAAGAGCAGAUCCUGGAGCUGGUGAUCCUGGAGCAAUUGCUGACGAUCCUGCCGGGAAAAAUCCAGGCGUGGGUGAGGGAAGGGAGGCCGGAGUCCUGCCCUGAAGCAGUGGCCUUGGCGGAGGAGUUCCUGCUGCUGCAGCAGCAACCCAGAGAGGAGCCGAGGUGGGAAAAGCAGGCUCUGUGGCCCUUCAGAGAGACGUCUGCUGAUUCGACCAAGAUGGCUCCCUCGGACUCCAGCGCGUGGCCGCUCUUCAGAGAGAACAAGGAGGAGCACAGCGUUGAGAUCCCUGCUCUGGGUGAAGAGGAGAGACCAUUUUGGAAGACGAAAAAUCUGCCAGUGAAAACAAAUGGAGUCAGCUGGAUCCUGCCGGUUAAAAUAGAACAGACCCUUUCCCAAAAUCCUGAUAAAGGAGAAUCUUCUAAGAAACGACAGAAAAUUGACACCAUUAGUGAAGAUAUCGAAACCAUUUGUUUUCAUCCAGCCUCCGUGGAGAAUCCGUACACGUGCUGGGAUUGUGGGGAGAGCUUCACAGGGAUAGACGUCCUGGUGGCUCAUCAGAGUACCCACACUGGAGUGAAGCCCUUCAACUGCCCAGAAUGUGGGCAGAGCUUCACCCAGCGAUCCCUUCUGACUGCCCACGAAAAGACCCACAUCCAAGAGAAGCCCUUUUCUUGCCCCGAGUGUGGGCAGAGCUUUAGCAAGCGAGCCGGGCUUGUGUCUCACCAGAAGAUCCACACAGGAGAGAAGCCCCAUCAUUGCACAGAAUGUACACAGAGCUUCCUUCACCGGUAUGACCUCAUUCGACACUUGAGAAUCCACACGGGAGAGAAACCACACGAGUGUCCUGAUUGUGGGAAAGGACUCCGAACCAUGUCAGCUUUCCAUGUUCACAGGCGGAUCCACACUGAUGAGAAGCCUUACCCCUGCUCAGCUUGUGGGAAGACCUUCCGCCAUCGUGCAAAUCUCAUUGUGCACGAACGGAUCCACACAGGCGAGAAGCCAUACAAGUGCGAAGACUGCAACAAGCGUUUUGGUGAUGCCUCAUCUCUUCGGAAGCACCAGAGGUCUCACACGGGAGAAAAACCGUAUAUCUGUUCAGAGUGUGGGAAAAGAUUUUCGCAGAAUUCUGGUCUGGUCCAGCAUGAGAAGAUCCAUACAGGGGAGAAGCCCUUUCAGUGCGCCCUCUGUCCCAAAAGCUUCCGGGAUAAAUCGGCUAUUGUCGCACACCAGAGAACCCACACAAAGGAAAGACCAUAUCGCUGCCCAGUGUGUGGCAAAUGCUUUGGCCAUCGCUCAAAUCUUAUUAAACAUGAACGAAUCCACUCUACACAAAAAAAGUUUAAAUGUUUGUAAUAUGCGAAUAAGAAACCAAAUCUCUGUCUUGCAUGAAAGACCUGUGAAAGAGAAAGCACAACAUGCUCUCUUUUCUGACUUUAACAGAAACUUGCAGUUCCCUUCUCCCUUUGGAGAAGGAAUAAUUUCUAUUUUUUUCAACAGUGAUAAUAUGAAAUUUAUUAAUAGCAUAAUUAUUAGCAGAGCUGUACGGUGCAUUGAUUAUAUGAAGAUUAAUACGGCCAAUCAUUUUCUUACGACCAUUUAUUUUUCCUCAUUUUGUUUUAUUUCUUUAGCAUUUUUAAACAAUUUUUGUUGUACAGUAUAUUAAAUGAACUGAGGGAAUGAGUACAGUAAUGUCAUUCAUGUUUGAACUCCUAUCAGUUAUUCUGUUUAAUACAAUGAUUUACAAAGGAUAACUCUGUGGUGACAUUUUAGGAUACAGAAGACACUUUUUAAAAAUUACUUUACCAAACCAUUCUGCUCCAUUUUGCUGUGGGCAGCUGUCAUCUCGUAUUGCCCAGAAUAUAAGCACAAUGUCAGCAUUUCCUUAAGAGAUGGCUGUGGGGUUUAAAAUGUAAGAUGGCAGCUUCCUGCCAUAGAAUGUGCUGAAUGGAUCAGGCCCAGCCUAUAGCACAGAUGUUGCCACCUUCCAUAAGCCUGUUUGUAGAAGGCGAUUGAUGGUAGUCACUCCACAUAAGCAUGACCUUAAUGGUGUUGGGAGAAUGAAACUAUGAAAUUGGGUGGGAAGAUUUAUACAUGGGAGGCACUGGGGACAACAUGCUGAGGACCCACUGAAGUCUGAUGUCAGACCCAUGUCCUUCACAUAAUCUCACCUUAGCAGGUAUGAUUCAGCAUUCAUCUAUACCUGUGAAGGUUACAUUACACCCCUCUGCUCACUCCUGACUGGCGAGGUGCCUCCUUAUUUGCCACUAGAUAUAAGUGGAUAUAAUUAUUAUUAUUAUUUAAAACACCAGGCACAAUCUAAAAAUUAUA
Pogona vitticeps (central bearded dragon) is the source of this 5095-nucleotide messenger RNA. The record is from RefSeq and is a predicted model, not a curated record. NCBI's taxonomy places the organism in Eukaryota, Metazoa, Chordata, Lepidosauria, Squamata, Agamidae.